Molecule: messenger RNA, 567 nt
Organism: Diprion similis
Lineage: Eukaryota; Metazoa; Arthropoda; Insecta; Hymenoptera; Diprionidae
Product: cuticle protein 18.7-like
Exons: 1
Coding region: 2-538 (178 amino acids)
Source: RefSeq, a predicted model, not a curated record
AAUGAAGGUCCUCAUACUCGUUUCCGUCCUCGCCACCGUCGCUCUGGCCAAACCCGGCGUUUUCCACGGAGGAGUUCCCGUCGCCUACGGUUACGUCGUUCCCGGCGCCCCCGUCGGACCCGACGGACGCGUCGUCGACACCCCCGAGGUCGCCGUCGCCAAGGCCGCGCACACCGCUGCCCACAUAAACGAGAAGGUCACCCUGGCGAACGAGGCCGUCAAGUCGGCCGACGUCGUCGCCGUCGCUGAUCCCGCCGUCCCUUCCACCUACUUGGCACCCGCGGUUCUUCCCACCGUGUACGCCGCUCCCGUCGGAUACGCUCACGUCGUUCCCGGCGCCCCCGUCGGACCCGACGGACGCGUCGUUGACACCCCGGAAGUCGCCGUCGCCAAGGCCGCGCACACCGUCGCCCACAUAAACCAGAAGGUCACCCUGGUCAACGAGGCUGCCAAGAACUUCGCCGCCCCCGCCGUCGUCUCCGCUUUCGGCGUUUACCCCGCAGCCCCCGCCCUGGCGUAUUCCAGAUACGUAUUGUGAACUAGCGCGUCGACUCGUUUUGCACCCCA